AACCAAGUCUUCGGAAGUAAGCUGUUCACAUCACAGUACACCUGUACCAACGCGCCUGCCUUGUAAUGCAUCAGGCCUCCUAGACUACUUCUACUUGCUAGUUUACGCCAUGGCAAUUUUCAAUGACCUUGCAAUUGAGCUACAAGAGGCUAUCUGGGAACUGGUACUCCCAACCUCUCGCGGCGUACACUGGGUCGAAGUCGAAGGUAUCCCACACGACCCUGACUUUAUCCGCGACAGCAUUCGCAUGACAAAAUGGUACCAUUUCGACCGCAUACCUGAAACGCAAUCAGACGUGUUCUAUGCAAGGCAGAGAAACCCCGAGUUCGACAUACGCGCCAGUGAAAGCAAGCAAGAGUCGAGUCCCUUCUUUCGCUUCCUCCUUACCACCGUACCAGCUGUUUUGGGAAGAUCAAGGUCGAACGACAGCGAAGCCGUUCAACCUGAUCUCGUCGAUGAGAUAACUUAUACCACCCGAUGUAGGCAACUGUCAACGUACACCCAGAUUACAACACUCCUCUCAGUUUGCCAGCUUUCCCGCAAUAUCGCAAAAAGAUAUGUUCGGGAUAACCGCAAAUGCAGCUGGCCUAUCCGGUGCAGUAUGGGCCCGCCUUACCGACCACGCCCAAUAGAUGACUGGGAAAGGGAGUAUAGCGGCAAUAGAGACCCACCCGUUGCAAAAAAACAUAGCUCUUGGCAGCUACUUACACCUCGGAUACACACGCUCGACCUGGUUAUCUUCCGCCUCCAUGAUAAUGAAGGCCGAGCAACACCACUGCUUAGGCAUGCGCCCUGGCAGUACUGGAUUGAGCAAGGGUUGCAUGGGACAACCUUUGCAUGUUUUGACCGCAUAGGUCUAGAAUGGCAUCCAUCAUGGGCAACUUGGGGGGGACGGCAUGAGCUGCGUUCUGAAAACGUCCAAGCGUUUGUUAGGGGGAUGCAAGAAACUCACUCCCCUGCGACACUGUACUGGCUGGUGGAUGGCGUGCCCCGUCCAAACUGGAACUGCGACUAUCACUAUCCGGCUGUGGUGCGAGACAUCUGGGCAGAGCGAAUGGCUAGGGACAAAGACAGAGUCCUAGAUCAUCUUGAUAUGCAUUGGAACCUGAAACCCCAGGAACAUGAAGCGUUCUUGGCAGAUCAUCAUCUCAAUCAGGAGUUCGAGGCCAACGGACGCCGAUAUUACAUUGUUUUUGUUGUGCUUAGCCAAUUUCUCGCUAAAGAGAGGGAGCAGCUGAGCAAUGCUGGGUUAGGCUGGAGUGGGCCGUUUCCAGGUAGCGCAGCUAGGUGGCCUGAGGUACUUAGAGAACCAGUGCGGCUUGCCUACGACGUGUGUGGGGAUGGUUCUAGAAACCUAGGCACGUCCCAAAGCUUUUCAUGUGUUCUUAGCUGGGAGCCAAUUCAUCGAAGCACACCAAUCAUGAGGCCUAACGGCAUGGAGUCUGGUUGCAUAUGCUAGCGGUCAGGAUAGUAAGAUACAACUAGCCGUACAAAUUCAGGUAACACUUGGACUCCUCUCAUCACCUACCACAAGAUUCUUUUUGUCGGCGGAACCAACGUUCCCGACAUUGGAAUCGCAUUUGGAAAACCGCUGAGGUGCUAAUCCAGAAGUAGCGGAAUGCUUAUGAGUUCGUCACCCUUUGUGAGCAAUAGCAGCAAGACAUCGAGCUGCAAUUAACACUGUGUAGCGUAGCUGCCCGAUCGCGGAGAUUCUAGUGCGACGUAUGUGCGUAGGAGAAGCUAGAGCUACUACAGUAGGGCUCUAGCUAUUACAAAGAGGAUAAGGUUGCGACACUUCAAUACCUAAAUAUAGAAUAUC
Molecule: messenger RNA, 1819 nt
Organism: Boeremia exigua
Lineage: Eukaryota; Fungi; Ascomycota; Dothideomycetes; Pleosporales; Didymellaceae
Exons: 1
Coding region: 110-1459 (449 amino acids)
Source: RefSeq, a predicted model, not a curated record